Molecule: messenger RNA, 552 nt
Organism: Lineus longissimus
Lineage: Eukaryota; Metazoa; Nemertea; Pilidiophora; Heteronemertea; Lineidae
Product: neurofilament heavy polypeptide-like
Exons: 6
Coding region: 1-552 (183 amino acids)
Source: RefSeq, a predicted model, not a curated record
AUGAGAAAAGAGACAAACGAACUGAAGAAGACGACAAACCAAGCUGUGAAGGACAAAGAGAAAGCUAGCAAUGAGUUUGAGGCACAGAUGGGAGAAAUGAUGGCCACUUUACAGAAAUAUAAACAGGACAACCAGAAGAUUGUUGAGCAGAAAGACAAGGAAUUGGAACAGAUCAAAACGAAGAUCGAAAAAAAAUCAAACAAACAACAUGAUGAUGAGAUAGCGGUACUGAGAGACCAAAUUGAAGCAUUGAAAACAAGCCUCGAGACAACUCAGGAAGAAAAGGAGAAGAGUGCAAAUCUUCACGAGGAAGAAAAAUUGACAAUCAGCAGGCUGAGUUUAGACCUGAAAGAAAAGGAUGAAGAAUUUGCCAAACUCUCCAAACUGCUCGAAAACCUUCAACAAGAAACUGAUGUUCUGAAAGAACAAAAAAUGGAGUGGUCCAAAACCAAGGAAGAUGAAGCUGUCGUCAUCAAAGAGAUUAGGCCUGCUCGUUCGGAGAAGCCAAGGGUACAAGAGGUUCCACGGACCCCAGUAAUUAAGAUCACAUGA